Bombyx mandarina (wild silkworm) is the source of this 1642-nucleotide messenger RNA. RefSeq names its product Rhesus blood group-associated glycoprotein Rh50 (gene Rh50). The record is from RefSeq and is a predicted model, not a curated record. NCBI's taxonomy places the organism in Eukaryota, Metazoa, Arthropoda, Insecta, Lepidoptera, Bombycidae. Gene Ontology annotation, molecular function: ammonium channel activity. Gene Ontology annotation, biological process: ammonium homeostasis; ammonium transmembrane transport. Gene Ontology annotation, cellular component: plasma membrane.
CGAAGAUGAUUAAAUACACUGCCUUCAAGUACGCCCCGGUGUUGGCAUUCCAACUACUUCUAAUGGUGCUGUAUUUUAUAUUCGUGAGAUAUGGAGGUGGUGAGGAUGCUAAUAUUAAAGGGUUCGAAGAUACUCAUGUGAUGAUCUUCAUUGGUUUUGGCUUUUUAAUGACAUUCCUCAAAAAGUACAGCUACAGCGCACUUGGGUUCAACUGGCUGUUGGCAGCCCUAGUCAUUCAAUGGGCACUACUCUGCCAGUCCUUCUACCACAUGAAGAAUAACACUAUUUAUGUCACUAAGAAGUCUUUGCUUGAAGCGGAUAUUAUGUCUGCGACAGUUCUCAUAACUUUUGGUGCAUUAUUAGGAGUGGCCAGUGGACUGCAGUUGUUGUUCAUAGCUAUUGUUGAAACGGCUGUUGCUUGCCUCAAUAUGUGGCUAGUGGCGGAUGUAUUUAAGGCAUCUGAUGUUGGUGGCUCGAUAGCAAUUCAUACCUUUGGAGCAUAUUUUGGGAUCGGUGUCAGCAUGGCGCUGAAAUCAAAGAAUAAGGACACAACUCCUACUACAAAUGGAAACACAACUCCAAGCGUCGACCUGAAUGCCCCUAGCUACAUAUCCGAUGUCACUGCUAUGAUAGGAUCAAUAUUUUUGUGGAUAUAUUGGCCAUCAUUUAAUUCGGGACUAACGAACACAGACGCCGAAUAUCAAAGAGCUGUUGUCAAUACGUAUUUAUCUCUGGCUGCUGCUACGGUAACUACAUUUGUCUUGUCAUCAGCACUGAAUGAGCACAAAGGUAAAUUUGACAUGGUCCACAUCCAGAACUCGACCCUGGCUGGUGGAGUGGCUGUGGGCUCCGUGUGUAACAUGCAGAUCGGAGCUGGUGGAGCAGUGGCUAUUGGAAUCGGCGCGGGGAUCUUGAGCGUUCUAGGAUAUCGUUACCUGACACCCAAACUCACAAAGAUUGGCAUCCUGGACACUUGCGGUGUGAACAACCUUCACGGUAUGCCUGGAAUCUACUCCGGUGUUCUCUCCGUCCUGUUCGCCGGUCUAGCCACCAGCGACGCUUAUGGCGCUGAACUUGGCACUGUUUUUAGUGGCAUUGGCCAGAAUGGCAGAACUAUUGGACAACAAGCUUUGAAUCAGUUCCUAGCUCUUGUGGUGACUCUGUUAUUAUCACUGGUAUCUGGAUUUCUAACAGGUCUCCUCUCAAAGAUUCCAGCACUGGAGCCCCUGAAGCAGAAAGAAUGGUACAACGACGAAAUCAACUGGGAAUUACCUUAAUCGACCCUUUGUUUAGCGACCCCGUUGUGUUUACGAAAGAUUUUUAUCCUCUCCGUGGAUUCACAACGAAAAUGUAGGUUUUACAAGGAAAACAAUAAUUCCCAAAAGCUUGUAGAUCGACACGGGUUGUAUUAUUUUAUUCGGAUAAAAAGUAUUGACUUAUUAAUGAGCUAAGUGAAUCUGACAUCGGUGGAUAGAUAAGCGUACUGACCACACGCCUUUAACGAAUUACUGCCUAUUGAAAACGUGAAUGUAGCCACCUAAUGUACGUUAUCAUAAUAGAACCUCUUGUGAGUUUACUGGUGGUAGGACCUCUUGUGAGUCCACGCGGGUAGGUACCACCACCACGCCUAUUUCUGCCGUGA